Fundulus heteroclitus (mummichog) is the source of this 2013-nucleotide messenger RNA. RefSeq names its product homer protein homolog 3. Gene Ontology annotation, cellular component: dendrite; postsynaptic density; plasma membrane. The transcript is spliced from 12 exons. Gene Ontology annotation, biological process: G protein-coupled glutamate receptor signaling pathway; regulation of store-operated calcium entry. Lineage: Eukaryota; Metazoa; Chordata; Actinopteri; Cyprinodontiformes; Fundulidae. The coding region runs from base 496 to 1638 and encodes 380 amino acids. The record is from RefSeq and is a predicted model, not a curated record. Gene Ontology annotation, molecular function: G protein-coupled glutamate receptor binding.
CUGUGCGCUGACGGGAGCGCGCAGCGCCGGAUGCAGGUAGGGCUGACACACUUUCCUGCCUCCCCGCCUGACACAUGCAGCUGGAGCGGCUGUGGUCCGGACGCUGCGCAGCCAUCAGGUGCUCCAAACCCGGCUGGAUGAAGAGCUGAAAACUGCUGCAGGAAAUCUGAGAGCUCCGGCUGGCAGGACGGAAUUAGAAAAAGGAAAGGCAGAGAGCGGAUGCGUGUUUGACCUGAGCUGCUUCGGCGUGCGCUCCGUGUAGUCACCGAGGUCAGCUGCUGGGAGUGAGCGCUCCGUGGAGGCGGAGGGAGGGCGGACAGCGGGUCCUGGAAGUUAAGGGGCUGCCGCUGCAGAAAGAGCAGCUCCCACAGGGAAUAAAGCAGGAUUAAAGUAUCUAGUGGGCUGGACUGGAAGACGGACUGACGGCGUGGCUGUUAGAUAACCCUACAAGGUUUCUAAACGAAAUGGGCAAAGGAGUCCCGGUCACCUUGUAAGAUGUUUCCUCACCACAGAGAAAGGGAGCAGCCGUUAUUCAGCACCCGUGCACAUGUUUUCCAGAUUGACCCCACAACCAAGAGGAACUGGAUACCUGCUAGCAAGCAUGCGGUCACAGUGUCCUUCUUCUAUGAUGCCAACCGAAAUGCCUACCGUAUCAUUAGUGUGGGUGGAACAAAAAGGGCAGUGCGGGAUGAUGCUCAGCGGCCAACACUCAUGUCUGGCUCCACGGCAAUUAUCAACUGCUCUAUUACACCAAGCAUGACAUUUACUAAGACAUCUCAGAAGUUUGGUCAAUGGGCCGACAGCAGAGCCAACACUGUCUAUGGACUGGGUUUUGCCACUGAACAGCAGUUGCAUCAGUUUUCAGAGAAAUUUAAGGAGGUCAAGGAUGCUGCUCGUUUGGCCCGAGAAAAAUCUCAGGACAAAGAACUAGCCAACACUGCACUCACUAUUGCUGCCCCUCAGUUCUCACAGGACCUCUCGGAUGAACUCCAGUCUCCACCGGUGAUGUGUGUGAAUGGACCAGAGGACAAGCUGUUUCGCAGCCAGAGUGCAGAUAUAACUCUGGCCUCUGAGAAGGAAAGGAUUAAGAAGAUGCUUUCUGAAGGAUCUAUUUGUGAGAUUAACCUCGAAGCGGAGCUGUUCACUCUACAGGACAGCAACUCCAAGUUGGUGGCAGCUUUGCAUGAGGCCAAUGCUAAUGUGGAGCAAUGGAAGAAACAGCUGGCAGCAUAUCAGGGGGAGACUGAAAGACUCAGAGAACAGGUGGCUGAACUGGAAGUCCAUGGAGGCCAAGGACCCAGUGACCUGCUCAAGGAUGAGCUUACCCAAUCCCUGGAGGAGCUGGAGGCCUUACUGAAGGCCAAAGAUGAGGAGAUUCACAUUUUACAAAGUAAGAAGAGAGAGUACCAUGAGAUGGAACAUGAGCGGGAUCAGGCCAUUCUCAGAUUAAGGGAAAUGGAGAUGCGAAGCUCCGAGUUGGAACGUCGCAUCCAGAACACAGAACAGAACCUUAGUAAUUCCCUGGAGGAACGGGAUCGUAUGGAUACCGAGAUCCAGAGGGCCAUUGAAAUCCUGGACAUAAAGAUUUUUGAUCUCAAUGAUCUUCGGCAGAGCCUUGUUAAACUACUUGACAAAUAAGAAGGGCUUAGAAAAGAUGUCAUCAUAGAACCGACAGAGAAUGAAACAUCUAACCUGGUUACUUUUUCCAUGGUCAUUGCAAAAAACAUGCUAAAAAGGGUGGAGCUGAUCCCUGUGCUUCAGUGCACAUGAAUAACUGUGGGGCAGGAGGGGUCACUCCAUAUCUGUGUUGAAUCACUGGCUGUUCAACAACAUCAUUUACAGUAGGUAAAGACCUAAGCAACAAUAAUUUUGUGGCAAUGCUUCUCAGAUCUAAUGUAUCGCUUCAUAUUGCGUUCAAACAUAACUAAAUGCAAUAAUCAAACUUUAAAUAAGUGCUUUACCAUGAUAGACUUUUAAACUGGUGCUUGUGUUUUUCAGUAUAACUUUUUAUAU